GUGCCAGCUGCUUUUUUAGCAUGCUGCUAGCCGUUGUCUGGGAUGACAGCAGGUGGAUGAUUUACACUUGUAUUGUUUUUACUUUCACAUCGCCUCCGCAUCCAGUAAACUGGUCGGAAAUGUCCUACGGUAUCUGCUAACAUCAACAGCCAUCAAAUAAUAAACACAUUCAUUUAAAAAAAAACAUCCUUUCGAAGUUAACAAAAAGACAAAAUCCCGGCGGAGUCUGGACUUAGCAGGUAGCACCACUUCACACUGUCGCCAUGUUGUCAGCGGAGGAGAUUCUGUGCAGCACGCAGCAGGUCAUCGCCGGGCUGGAGGCGCUAAGAGGAGAGAACUGCAGCCUGCUGGAGAGUCUGCAGCAGAGCCCUAUGGCGGCAGUGGUGGAGAGUGGCAGCGUGGAGCAGGAGAAGAGCGGCAUCAUCCGUCAGUCGCUGGAGAGGAUCGAGCUGGGCCUCAGUGAGGCGCAGGUGAUGAUGGCUCUGUCUGCUCAUUUGGGUUCACUGGAGGCUGAGAAACAGAAGCUGCGAGCUCAGGUGCGUCGCCUGUGCCAGGAGAACCAGUGGCUGCGGGACGAGCUGGCCGGCGCCCAGCAGCGUCUUCAGGACCGCGAGCAGGACGUGGUCACCCUGGAGGAGCAGAACAGACACCUGCAGUUCAUGUCCUCCAUACGCAAAUACGACCAGGAGGAGGCGCCGCUGGACGACAGGAACACAUCCUCCACCAAAGAAUCUCUGGACGACCUUUUUCCUGCCGAGGACGAGGAGUCAUCACAAAUGUCAUCCGCACCUCACCACAGCAGCGCAGCCGCCGCGGCCCAGCAGGGCGGCUACGAGAUUCCCGCCCGCCUUCGGACGCUCCACAACCUCGUCAUCCAGUACGCCUCGCAGGGCCGGUACGAGGUCGCCGUCCCGCUCUGCAAACAGGCGCUGGAGGACUUGGAGAAGUCAUCCGGCCACACCCACCCUGACGUCGCCACCAUGUUGAACAUCCUGGCGCUGGUGUACAGAGACCAAAACAAGUACAAAGAAGCGGCCAACCUGCUGAACGACGCACUGGCCAUCAGGGAGAAAACUCUGGGAGUGGACCACCCUGCUGUGGCAGCCACGCUGAACAACCUGGCGGUGCUUUACGGCAAGCGAGGCAAAUACACGGAGGCGGAGCCCCUAUGCAAACGAGCGCUGCAGAUCAGAGAGAAGGUUCUGGGCACGGAUCACCCCGACGUGGCCAAGCAGCUGAACAACUUGGCGCUGCUGUGUCAGAACCAGGGCAAGUACCAGGAGGUGGAGCAGUACUACGAGCGCGCCCUGCACAUCUAUCAGAGCAGACUGGGCCCCGACGACGCCAACGUGGCCAAGACCAAAAACAACCUGGCUUCCUGUUACCUCAAGCAGGGAAAGUACCGCCAAGCAGAAGCGCUGUACAAGGAGAUCCUGACCAGAGCGCACGAGAAGGAAUUUGGAUCUGUGGAAGGUGACGCCCGGCCCAGCUGGUCGGGUGGAGACGACGCCCAAUCUCGUCAGGAGGGUCCCCUGAGGCGCAGCGGCUCCUUCACCAAACUGCGAGAGUCCAUACGGCGAAGCAGCGAGAAGCUGGUCCGUAAGCUGAAGGGCGUUGGCAUGGAGGAUGCGGCUCCCAGGAAUGCUGGGAUGAAAAGAGCCAACUCGCUCAACGUUCUCAAUGUUGGUGGAGGAGAAAGUCAAGAUGGCGGCCAGUCACACUGCCUGAUGGACCAUCGAGGACUGAGCUCCAGCACGCAGAGCCUCAACAGGAGAGGAUCACUAGGCACCAGCUAACGUACACACACACACGCACACACACACACACACACACAGUCUACAUUGAGGGUCCAUUUCCAUUCACAUGAGUAAAAAAGUUAGUUUUUUUUUUUUGGUGUGUUUUGGUAGCCUGCAAACACAAAAUAUGUCUCAAAGUGCAAAUUUUAAAAAAAAAACAAAAAACGUUGUGGUACUUCACAACCAAAACAACAAUGCAGGAUGUUUCUGGGCCGUCACAUGACUUACAUACGAGGAAUUUUUGCGUGUGUGUGUCACAUAGAAAGCGGACCUGAGAUUUCAUUACAUUCCAGGUGAGGAGACAAUCAUUUAUCCUGAGUACGAGUUAAAUAUAAACUUGCAUUUCAGACAUUUUAGGUGCACCUUCACUGAUAUUGGCGCGCACUGAUGCAUCAUGACAGUUUGUCCAGCAGAGGGCGUAGCGACUUUAAAUGAUUCCUUUAAAGAGACAAACGUUUGCACAAUCAACACGCGACCAAAUGUUACAUUUGCUUUACAAGUCCACGUGUAUACGUCUUGCCUUUCAAGUAAUGACAUAUUUUCAUAUCUCAUUUAAGCUUGUUUACAUAUCGACAACGGAACAUAUCUUGUAAGUUUUGACUUGCUAAGGACGGAUUGUAGAAGCUUUUUGCACAUUUACGCUGCAGCAAAGGACAAUGGAGGCGGGCUGAAGUCAAUUUGGAGCUCAGCUGCAGUCAAAAGUUUGGAAUUCUUAAUUCUUAUUUAACGUUUUGAAAGCUGUGAUGCCGCAGGUUGUGGAAAUAUAUAUUUAUAUACUUUAAUGCUACGUAACGUUUCUAUUCUAGAAGACUCUAGUUUGUCACUUGGACUUUCUGGAAGUUUGGAAGAUGUUUUUACAACAUGGUUGUAGGUUUUGCUAAAGUUAGUCGUUUGUGUUUUCUAUUGGAAUACAGUAUGUUGGUGGGAAAUUGAAAUAAAUGUUACUCACUGUUUAUUGUGGAUCAUGAUGAUGUGUGUUUUGUUUGUAGCAAACUAUCGGCUAUAAAUUCAAAUACAAGACAUGGUAUAAAGUGAACUGUACAGCGGCAGUAGAAAACUAAACAGUAGAGUCUGUAUGACAGACAAGGUAUUGAUGUCCCUUUCAGCUCUGAUGAGCCAUCUGAGCGAUCUUCUUCAGCAUGUCCUCCGACUGCAGCUGCUCCAGUGUCAGCAGCGACAGACCCAGUUGGUCCUCCUGCACAGCAGGAGACGGGACGGUUAGCGAGUUGAUGACGGACUUUAUAAUUUGUGUUUGUGUUGAGCGUGACCUGGCUGAAGGGCUGAGCCAUCUGACGCAGGAAGUGCUUGGACAGCUGCACCGUCUCGUCCACGGUGAGGUUGAGGCUGCCGUCGUUGAUGUGCUCCUGGAUCCAGCGAGGAAGCUUCCCGCGUUUGUCGGCUCGGGCGUAGCGCUGCGGGGAGGGAGGAAUGUUAUCACAUGACGACAUUUCUGUCCAGCAGCAAGCGCAAAUGUGUCACAUGACCAGGAAACAGAUUUGAUAUUUGAGUUUUAUCAUUGACUACUUGCCGACUGUGCAUUUUAGUUGACGCCACAAUCUAGGAAUGAAAUGAUACAAUUUAUGGAUAAAUCAUGAUACAAUUUUUGGUAGUUAUCAUAAUUCACAUUUACCGUGUUUGGUUUCUGGUGACUUGGCGCUUCGAAUUUCACAACUUCAUUCUUACGUUUUUCCAAAAAUAUAUUCAUAAAUCAUGGUGUUUUGUGGUUGAUUACAGUCCAUUAUUAGGGGAAAAAAUAAAUACAUUUUUAAAAAAGGCCAAAAAAUACAAUUCAAUUAAAUAUCCCUAAAUUAAGAAUUUUCAGCCACAAAAUGAAGUCAAAACUAUUCAGCAUUCAGAAGACACAUAUCACGUCUUUGAAUGUAAGUAUUCUACACGGUCACUAGGUGUCAGUAAUGUUACUGUAAUGGGUGAGAGAGACACACAAGCACCAGACUUGAUCAGCGGAACAACAGGCUUCUAUUGCAGUUUUGAAUGAUCUCACAACAGGCACAAUCAUCCCCAACACCGGCUACUGUUGCGACCAUAACCCACAGCUCCAACUCCGCUUUGCACGUUCACUCAGCUCAUUUACGGCAACACACACGAGAAUGACUUAUUUAUGUCUUAAAUGGAUUAUUAUCGCUUAUAAUGUGUACUAUAUUGGGUAAUAUGAGUGCAAAGCUGACUAUAGGGGUGUUACUUCAUGUCUAGAGGGCUCUAAUUAUGUUAAAAUCUGUAUUUAGAAGGCCAUAAAGGGAUUUUCUAUGCUCAUAACUAUGAAAACAUCCCAUUAUAAAUAGGGAGUCCUACUUUGCGGAAAAGCACUGAUCACGGUCGCGUCUGGAACCAAUUAACCACGAUCAAUGAGAGAUUACUGUAAUUACAUUUUGAAAUGGUAACAAGGUUUAUCUAUAAACCGUUUAGAGACUGAACGAAAGACACGUUUACCUUGUCAGCAAAAAUCAUGAGUCCGUAGUCCGUCUUGCCUCGGAUGGCUCGGCCCACGCACUGAGCGGCGUGUCGCAUGGCGUCAAACGUGAGGAAGUCGUUCUCUCGGAUCUGGAACUGGUCUCGUAGGUACUCCAGACGGGCCUGGGCGAGGCAGCGACGCGUCAUGUCGAUAGAUGUGAUUGGUCAAAUGCAAGCCAUCGGUAUAGAUGUAAAAGAGAUAGAUCUGACCUUCAGUAUGCGACUCUGCGUGUAAACGUACGGAACGCCAAACAUGAUGACAGCGCGGCCGAAGUGGUGCACUGAACAAACAGGAGCAGAACUUAGAAACCGUGAUGUGUGUUAUAGUUGCACGUUUCUGAGCAGGUACCAAAAUCGAUGCCCUCUGACACUUUCCCUCUGGCGACGGAGAGCAGGAUGGCUCCUCGGCCGUUCUCGCACGCCUAAAGAAGCAGAGGCAGACGUCACAGGUGAACAGUCUUUGACGGUGAUGAUCGAUGGCGACAUCUGUGACCUCCUGGUACUUCUCCAGCGCCAUGCUGGUCUCGGCGGCGUCCUGCGUCUCAAUGAAGAUCAGCUUGUUCUUCUGAAUGUUCUCCAGAAUGCCCUGCAAACAAUGAGAAGUUAGCAUGACGCUAAACGCGGUGCCAUGAGAGAUGGCCUGAACAAACGCUGACCUGUUCAUACCAGGAUGCCACAAUGUUCUCCAUGUAGACAUAGCUGGUGAAAAACGCCACGAUGCCAUCGGGAACGACCGCAGACAUCUCCAGAAGCAGGUUGCCGUAGUUACGAAUCACAGCUGGAACAUUUGAAUGUUUUCUUAGGAUGUUUGACGCUAGAAUAAGAUCUUUCUACGCACCAAAAUCCUCUCUGGUCUCAAACUUUGAGCUGAGAGCCACCUGGUCGUUCCCUCGUCCAACAAUCUGUGAAGACGAGACAGGAUGAGAGCAGGUGGGCGCGGCGCCAUCACUGAGAGUGCCGCGAGCGGCGCACACACCAGCGGGCAGAGGCAGGUGCGUGCCAGCGUCAUGGUGAAAGACGCCAUGGUGACGGGCCGGAAGUCCAGGAUGCGAGGGUAGACGUCCAGCGGAGACAGCGUCUGGCCGGGACAAAAAACACUUGAGGUCACAAGGACAAACCCAAAGCUCGGAGAGGAGGACGAGCAGCUUACACCCGAAGUUAUGAUGACUGACUGGAACCUCUGGAAGACUGGCUUGAUGGCGAUGGACGGGUCCAUGCAGCUGAGGACGAAGAAGACAAACCUCAAGUAGGCUGUUACUUCCACCAGGGUAGCAAAUGCAUGCUAAUUGCGACACAUUGCAAGUUUUUUGCAUUAUGGCGCCAUCUUAGUGUGCAGAGUACAUGUAGGACGUUUGCAUAAUAAGCCUACCUGAAGUGCAAGAUGGGGUUGGCGAUGGUUGGCGUCCUGUCUUCAAAGGGCUCGAUGAUGAUGGUGAAACCUUUAGAACAAGAAGAUACCAUCAAGACAUUGGCGGCUCAAGUCACGCCAUGAGGAUGUUGGCAAGCGCACCUUGACUGUACGUGCUGACCAGCGUGGCAAAGUUGGAGAUGAGCGUGACGGCGGAAAAGUCGGCGAUGUCGGCGAUCUCCAGGGUUCGCAACAACGACUGCAGACGCUCCGCGCAAAACCUGCACAGGAGACGCGCGACAGGGGUCCAAUGAAAGAUGGAUGGAGUGUCACGUGACAGGAGGCCACGCCUCUGAAAGGUGUUGAUGCUGGGAGACCUGAGAGGCUUGCGGUCGAUGCAGACUUUGUCAAAGAUGUCUUUGAGGAACUGCGGGGCGCUCUCUUGAACAACGUGCUGCACCCUCAGACGAGACUUUAAAUAUUCCAUGAAGCGCCUCAGGAAGCCCACAAAGUGCUCUGCAGUGCGGAUGGUGCCCGGAACCGCCUCUGUCACCAACAGCGGUCCAAUCAGUACGUCGGGAUAAUGACAUUUUUUUUUUUUUCUUUAUGCAAGUAAUGGCGCUCCUACCUUGUAGGAUCUCAUCUGGCAACACGGGAUUGGCGAGGUAGACGUCCGUUUCCCGGGCAACGUUGGCCUCCUUCAGGCCCUCCACUAGUCGCCUGUACUCCUCCUUCAGUUUGGCAGCGUCCGUCUCCUUGAUCCUGUCACAUGAUGACAGGAAGUUGAAUGACACAAGGUAGAUCGUGUGGACAAAAGUACAUUUUCUUCACUUUUCACUUACUGUUGGUGGAAUGUGUCCCAAUACUUUUGUCCUAAUCUAUGUAGUAUAGUUUAUGUUUGUCAUCCACAAAGUACAGCUGAUAUUCAUGUUCAUGGCUAAAUGUAGACAAUUUUACUAUGGAGUAUCAGCUGUCAAAAUAAGAUACCAUUACUAAACACAAUGGAACCUCCGUUUUCAUAGAAUUUGGUUUUCUAUAAAAAAAAAAAAAAAGUUGCUAAAAAUGUCUCGUACACUCUCUUUGUUAUCAUGCAAGCAAACAGUGCGCCAAACAAACUGGUCGAGUGCCCAAACAAAGCAUCACCACAUUGGUGACUGAAAAGGACGGGUUCUUCCAGAGGAGGGAUACUAUAGACAGAUUGCGGCCAGGGAAAAAUGUGUGUGUGUGUGUGUGUGUGUGUGUGGCUUGUUUAUUUCGUCAUAGAACACACACAUACAACUUGUAACGGUCUCCUUCCUUCCUAAUAAUAAUAAUAAUAAUAAUAAUAAUAAACAGCACAGUGUGCUGAUGGGGCAUUCAGGCGCACUGCCUAUUUCUGUGUCUGAGACAAAUCUGGAUGCCAAAAAAGUUGCAAUAAUUGUUUCAAAUUGUAUCCUGCUUGUAAAACUAUAAUUAUUCUCUGUAAAAUGUGUUGUGUUAAUAUUUUUGGAUGUCUGGAACUAACUCAAUCGAUUGACAUGAUUUCUUAUGGGAAAAAUUUAUUUGGUUUUCAUCUGGCCUUUCGGAACGGAUUAAUGACGAAAACCAAGGUUCCACCGCAUCAUUCUGUCUUACUUGUGUAUGGUGCUCUGGAGCAUAUCCACGUUGCCCUGACAACGGUCCAGUGUCCGCCUGGUGAUGUUGACGCUCAUGGAGUCAAUGCACACGUUGUCUGAGAAGACAAACACAUUCCGUGAGGUGUGGAAUCUCACGGAUAGACACAGUCGCAGGUUGUUUUUUUUUAAGGCAGUACAUAGUCUUGUCCACUAGGUGUCACUGUGGGCCUUCUUGCCGCCAGUGCCUGUUCCUAGCAUGAAGACCACAAACGACAUUCAUAAAAGAGCCGCUGCAUCAGCUCUGUCAGUGAAUCCCGACACGCACCGAUGUUGUGCGCCUCAUCAAAGACCACCACAGAGUCCUUGGCCAGUUCUUUGGACACCAGGUCUGCUAUCUUGGGGUCCAGCAGGUAGUGGUAGCUGUACACCACGAUGUUGGCGUGCAGGAUCUAAGAGAGAGACAAUGUUACUGGUGUGGGAUCCAAAACACUGCGGCAUUCCUUCACUUCCUGUUGGACGGAGCGUACAGAGUAGCGUGCCAGGUAAUAAGGACACCAGCCUUUCCUGCGGCCAAAGUCCUUUAGGUCAUCCAGGUUAUAGAUGCCAGCGGGGAGCGGAACCUGUCGGCCGACGGCAUCGAACUCCUGUAGGGAGGAGCAAAGAGUUUGUAACAGUGGUGUUGGUAUGGAGGCUGCAUGUGCACGGAGCUGCGUUGGUACCUCAUAGAAGCGACAGGCUGGCAGGUUGGGGUUGCUGUGACGCUGGGCGCGGAUGUACGAUGCCGUCAGACUGUGACACUUCCCAUCUACCUCCUUGCCGAAGCGCAGACUGCUCACCUGGAAGAAAGCGAAAGUCCCGAUGUGUGCUUCCCUUUUCCCACGAGUGUGUCUUUUCCUUUGGCUGACAUGAUUGGUGGUUAUAGCGCCCCCUCCUGCUGUGGCAUGCUCACCUCAGGGUGGAUGCAGAGGUUCUUCCGGGAGGAAAGCGCCAGAGCCAGGAAGUUGUUCUUCUCCCCGGUCUCUUUGGAAUAAAACUCCAUCAGCUUCCUGAGCUCCUCAACCACCUGAACACACACAAUCAAUUAAGCCCGGAAUAUUCAUGUCUGUACGCUCACAUGAUUUGAACUCACCUUCUCAAUCUCAGGAACCGUUCUGGAGCAGUAGAUGAGCUUGGUCACAUCCAGGGGGAAGGCCUGAGGAGGCAGAAGGUCAUAAAGCGAAGCUCUCUGGCAACGUUCACUAGUAAGGAACUCUUUUGUACAGCAGGAGCAUCACUCACCCUCUGGUAUGCAACAAUGAGGGACAACAGGGAGAUGGUCUUCCCUGUUCCUGACGGCAUCUCCAGGACGCCAUGACCCUGAACGUACAUGGAAGACAGAAUCAUUGGCCACAUUAUGAAGUGAUUAUUAAGGAUUGUUCAGGGUUUUUUAUUUGUUAAGAGUACAUGAAGGAGGGAAUUGCUGCAAAUUAAAAAUACGGCAAUCACAUAAACACUGCAGGAUCAAACCUACAUUUUUCUUUGCUGAACACUUGACCGUAAUAUUUAAACACUAUUUUCGAGCAUGUGAGGCCAAGUGUUUCACAAUGACAUUAUGAAAAAAUGUACCUUUUCAUUUUGACAACUUUCUUUGGGGCAAAGACGGACAUCCCUGAGGUCUGGCACCUAUGGUAGCCUGGCAAAUUUACUCUUUUUUCCGUGAACAUGCAUCAUUUCUCUCAUGCAGAUGUUUCAUUGCCUUUGUGUGUUUUGUAUAACAAUUGUGUUCUGAGCGUUUGGACGUUGCUGCACGUUAGCCCCUAUCAGCCACCGUACAAAUCAGCUUAACUUGUUCCAAACCAGAAGCUGAUCUUCCACCCACCGUAUAUGCUGUUCAAUACAUUCCAGGUAUAUUUUGCUCUCCCACCUUAGCAUCUAGUGUCCUCUUCAGCUCCAGCAUGUAGGAGUAUUGCUCGGGAUAGAUGUAAUCAUAUGGAAAAUACACCAGCAGGCCGUCGAUGUUGAGCCUGAAAAAAAUUGUUAAAUCAGUCCGACUUGUUUUAUUUGCGUUAGCGUCGUCAAAGCUAGCAAAAGAUGCUAUGCUUUAGCACGGCUGUGAAGCUGUGCAAACCGCGACUAGCUGUUCAGCUAACGGGUGAAACAUGAGGUUAUAAAAUGACCAGAAUCACUCACUUCAUUGUUGCCGAAUGUCUCCUCUUCUUUGACGGCCACGUUAAUUAUUUUUAAGCCCUCAUUGACAACUUUGUUGUGAGCGGAAGCCGGUUUCUAUGGGCUUCUUCGUCUCGUUGUUAGACUGUGACUACGUCAAUUUGUUUAUUGCCACCUAGUGUAUGGGAGUACACAUUGCGCUAUAUUACUACAGUAAAUGUGUAUCGUUGUUUUAGACCGAGAUGUUUUGAUAAAGCGAUAACGAUACAAUUUGUGAAUUACCGCUCACAGUUUUGACCAAAACGUCCAGAUAUAAAUCUAUUGAUGAAGCUAUAACGCUAAAUACACUUAUAUGGAAUUUAUUAGCCCUCAGUUUUCACAAAAACGUCCGAUGUUCGUCGUAUACUGCCCCCCGGUGGUCAGAUUAAGAAGUGCAAAUACAUUUGACGAGCUUUGUAUUUAAUAUUUUUCUGUUCAAGACCUUCAAAAUUUAAACGACACAUUCCCUUACGUGCAAUAAAAAACUUAAGUCUUGGUCCACAAUUUUUUUGUAGUGGAACAUUUUAUUGACAUGAAUGUAUACAGCACAGCAGUGACACUGAACAUUAACAGGACCAGAAGAGCUCUAAAUAUAGUUUGAAUAGAAUAAUCAUUUUAUGCUUCAGUCGUUUAGUUGAAACACAAGAAUAAGCAUUCUAGAUGAUCAACUACACAAGAUCAAUGAUGAACUUUAGGCCAAUAUAGACAAAACAGAAAGAAAUAACAGUUUGUUUGCGGAACAACUUAGUUUGACUUUACUGCAGAGAUGAUUUGUAAAAAAAAAAAGUGUCAUGAGCUAAUAACAAAGUUGUACGACAUGUUAUCUACAUGUGUUGACAGCUUGUUGACGGUGACAACAUGGCUGCUGUCGUCUAAUGGUGAUUACAUGUUGCUGUGAAAAAGGCGCCUGAGGACCAGCCUGACGCCUCCCACUCGUCCAAACGUCCCUCUGCUCAGUCUGUCAUUACGUUGACGCGCCGCCUGGCGUGUUCCUCACAGCUCACAACGGUGGUCCACGUUCUUGUAGCGGUCCAUGAUCCUUAGCACAUCCUCCAGGAUGGAGGGGCCUAGGUCCAAGUCUAGACCCACCAUGGAGUCUGAGCGCGGAAUGCUGGAGGAGGCAACAAGGCGGAAGUGACCACAUGGGGAAUCGCUGCGAUCGCUCCUCAGAUCCUCGUUGCUCAGGCCGGCAUCAGAGUCCAGACUGAGGCCUCGUUGGGCGUCCAGGGGUCCGCAGGUGUCUGACAUGGACUCCUCUGACGACGCCUCUGAGAAGGAGCCCGAGGAGGGGACCAGCCUGCGGAUGGUGGGUGAGACUGAGACAUCCCGGCAUGGCUCGGCCGACGAGUGGCAUGGCAACGUGGGGUGCUGCUUGAGGCUGACAUUUGCGGGCUGCAGGUGGCGCUGGGUGGGGUCAUC
Molecule: messenger RNA, 10811 nt
Organism: Dunckerocampus dactyliophorus (ringed pipefish)
Lineage: Eukaryota; Metazoa; Chordata; Actinopteri; Syngnathiformes; Syngnathidae
Gene: klc3
Product: kinesin light chain 3
Exons: 14
Coding region: 264-1796 (510 amino acids)
Biological process (GO): axo-dendritic transport
Cellular component (GO): membrane-bounded organelle; cytoplasm; kinesin complex
Molecular function (GO): kinesin binding
Source: RefSeq, a predicted model, not a curated record